AGAAGGAAGCCCCCCGCUUCGCCAUUCACCAUCUUCGCCUUCGAAAUGAGAAGAGAUGAGAUGGUGAGAUGAAAAGCGUAAAGCAAGAAAUGGCGGUUGAAAUCCCAAAGCAUCUAAUAACCCAACUCCAGAUCUCACUUCGCAAGCAAUUAAACGUUCCUUCCUACGAUCCGAGCGACUCGUCGCUUUCCACUCUCCCUUCCUUACCUCACUCAAUCUCCGACUCUCCCCGCCUCCGCUGCCUCCACUGCAAAGCCCAUCUCCUCAGAGGCCCCGGCUCCCUCCUUUGCAUUUUCUGUGGCAAACACCAGACCAAUAUGCGGCCUUCACCCAUCAAAUUCAAGUCCACUUCCGGUUACCGCUGGUUCCUCCACUCCCUUUACUUAGAUGGAUCUUCGGAAAUUGUGGGAGAGUCUUUAGAAGGGAAUGGAUCAAACAGAGGACCUCGAGAGGAGUUUCAAUUAUCUGAUCUUUUAGAUUUAGAAAUAAGAUGGAAUGAUGCCGAGCGCCAGAAAUUUGAAUCUGGUUUGAGAAUGACUAAUCCAUUGAAUUUGGCUGGACUUGAUCUUGGUGAUGAUUUUUUAGCUGAAAGAAAAGGAGAAUCUGUUUCGGUACCAUCCCAAGUGACAUUGACAGUAAAUAAAGAGACUGAUUCUGCUGGAAGUAAAGCGUUUGAAUCGCGUGAAAACCUUAGUUUGUUUGAUAAUUUUCAGGGUUCUAAGAGAAGUGGCUCUGUUUCUGGUUGGCAGGCUGACUUUCAGUCUGCUGAUACUAAAACUGAUCAAAAUGCUAUUAGCUCUCGGUCAUUUGAUCCUUUUGUGGGUUCCUCGAAAGGUAUUUCUUCCCGCAUGGGCACAGUCUUUGGACAGGGUAAAAAUUUAUUUGAUGGAAAAGAAAAUGCCAAUCAAACUUCUUCGGAAUCCAAAACAGACGACUGUUUUCAAGAUGAUAUAAAGAGUAAUUCUGCUUCAGGUGAUCUAGCGCAAAUCAUUGCCAGAAAUGCCUCUGGUAAGAAAACUACCAAUGAUGGUGAUGAUUCUUUCGAUGCUUGGAAUGAUUUUAAGGGUUCCACCAGUGCACAAGAUGCUGCUCACACUUCUUGGGACCGGACUGUUAAUGGUUGAAGUCGAUGCAUGAAAAAUGU
This is a messenger RNA of Durio zibethinus, 1144 nucleotides long. The record is from RefSeq and is a predicted model, not a curated record. Lineage: Eukaryota; Viridiplantae; Streptophyta; Magnoliopsida; Malvales; Malvaceae.